Sciurus carolinensis (gray squirrel) is the source of this 10341-nucleotide messenger RNA. It is a transcript of the gene Fhip1a, whose product is annotated as FHF complex subunit HOOK interacting protein 1A. Lineage: Eukaryota; Metazoa; Chordata; Mammalia; Rodentia; Sciuridae. The record is from RefSeq and is a predicted model, not a curated record. Bases 420 to 3509 code for a protein of 1029 amino acids. The transcript has 14 exons.
GCGGCUCCGGGGCCCGCGGCUCCGGGACCGCGGCACAAACUUUCUGACUGUACGGGGACGCUGCGCGGUGAGGAGGAGCCGCGGCAGCCGCAGAUCCUGAAAGUUGUCUUGUGCAGGUUCCUGGGAGAGCCAAAUGUUGGAGAAGACUUACGCACUCCUCUGAAGAGGGUGGUCAGCAGACACAACCCAGCUGUGGGCUGUCAAGGGGAGCAGUCACAGAAGCAAUUGGCUUGAUGCAUGUUCCUCUCCUACCUUUGAAGAACAGUCAGAAUCCUGGAACUGGAAAGCCUCUCAGGAAGAUUCAGGAGGCGACCAUAAAAAAGUGAAGACGUUACAUUUCUAAUAUGAUACUUGGAAGUUAGUGACUGCUUACCACAAUUUCAUGAAAAUUAAAUAUGACUUAGAAGCGUCGAAGGCUUAUGAUGUCAUCGGUUUCGACAGAAAGCAGACUCCAGCAGGCUGUGAGCCUGCAGGGAGUUGACCCCGAAACAUGCAUGAUUGUGUUUAAAAACCACUGGGCACAGGUUGUGAAAAUCCUGGAGAAGCACGACCCCUUGAAGAACACCCAGGCAAAAUAUGGGUCCAUCCCCCCGGAUGAGGCCAGUGCCGUGCAGAACUAUGUGGAACACAUGCUCUUCUUGCUAAUUGAGGAGCAAGCCAAGGAUGCGGCAAUGGGGCCGAUUCUGGAAUUUGUGGUCUCUGAGAACAUCAUGGAGAAGCUCUUCCUGUGGAGCUUGAGACGGGAGUUUACCGAUGAGACUAAAAUGGAGCAGCUGAAGAUGUAUGAGAUGUUGGUCACCCAGUCGCACCAGCCCCUGCUGCACCACAAGCCCAUCCUGAAGCCUCUGAUGAUGUUGCUGAGCUCCUGUUCGGGCACGGCCACCCCCGCCGUGGAGGGGAAGCUGGUGGUCCUGCUCAAUCAGCUCUGUUGCAUCCUUGCCAAAGAUCCCUCCAUCCUGGAACUCUUUUUCCACACUAGUGAGGACCAAGGGGCUGCCAACUUCCUCAUCUUCUCCCUUCUGAUCCCCUUCAUUCAUCGAGAGGGGACGGUGGGCCAACAGGCGCGGGAUGCUCUGCUGUUUAUCAUGUCUCUCUCUGCCGAGAACAGCAUGGUGGCCCAUCACAUCGUGGAGAACACCUACUUUUGUCCAGUGCUCGCCACCGGGCUCAGUGGGCUCUACUCUUCCCUGCCCACCAAGCUGGAGGAGAAGGGCGAGGAGUGGCACUGCCUGCUGAAGGACGACUGGCUCCCGCUGCCGCCCCUGGUGCAGUUCCUGAACUCCCUGGAGUUCUGCAACGCGGUCAUACAGGUGGCCCAUCCCUUGAUUCGCAAUCAGCUUGUCAAUUACAUCUACAAUGGAUUCCUGGUGCCCGUCUUGGCUCCUGCUCUUCACAAGGUGACCGUGGAGGAGGUCAUGACCACGACCGCGUACCUGGACCUUUUCCUGCGCAGCAUCUCCGAGCCAGCGCUGCUUGAGAUCUUCCUCAGGUUCAUCCUGUUGCACCAGCACGAGAAUGUCCACAUUCUAGACACUCUCACCAGCCGAAUCAACACCCCGUUUCGGCUCUGCGUGGUGUCCCUGGCGCUCUUCAGAACCCUCAUCGGCUUGCAUUGUGAAGACGUGAUGUUGCAACUAGUUUUAAGGUAUCUGAUCCCCUGCAACCACAUGAUGCUCAGUCAGCGGUGGGCGGUGAAGGAAAGGGACUGCUACUCCGUGUCUGCGGCCAAGCUGCUGGCCUUGACCCCUGUCUGCUGCGCCAGCGGGAUCACUCUGACGCUUGGAAACCAGGAGAGGGAUUAUAUUCUCUGGUCGAAGUGGACGCAUGAUGCCUCAGGGCCCGUGGAGCAGCCCGCGCCCGCGCCCGCGGCCUGCAUCGUGGAGUGCGGCAAGGCCCUGGACGUCAGCUACCUGCAGUACCUGUGGGAGGCGCACGCCAACAUCCUGCGCUGCAUGAGGGACUGCCGCGUCUGGUCCGCCCUGUACGACGGCGACUCGCCCGACCCCGAGACGUUCCUGCGGAGCGCGGCGGAGGAGAGCCCGGCGCGCCCUGCGCCCCGGCUGCCGCAGCGCCCGCCCGGGGCGGCCAAGGCCCGGAGCCAGACGGAGCUGGAGUGGGACGACAGCUAUGACACCGGGAUGUCCGCGGGCGACGUGGGCUCCCCGGGGCCCCGCCACCUCGCGGAGGCCCCCGGCCCGCCGGCCCCCCGGGAGCCCCCGAAGCACAUCCAGGAGAUGAAGAGGAACGCCAUCCAGCUCUUCAGGGGCGCCUACAUCGAGGAGUCCGACUUCCAGGACGACGUGAUGGUGUACCGGCUCUGUGCCGAGAAGGACGCUGACGACGCCGCCGGGAGGCCGCAGCACAAGCCCGCAGGGUCCCCGGCCCAGGCCCCGCCCGAGGCGCAGCGGCCCCGCGUGGACAACGGCCCCCUCCCCAGCCCGCAGCAAAGGACAGACGCAGAGGGACAGCAGAGGGACAGCACGCACCCCUUGCUGGACAUGUCCGAGCCACCAAAGCAAGAGAAUGAGCCUGAGGUCGCCUCCGAACCGGACUCAGAGCUCGUGGCCCUGGUGCCCGAGGCAGAGCAGAGGCCAGAGCUGGCCGAGGUCCACCCUGAGAGUGAGGACUUCAUUGCCCAAUGUGACCAGAUCAUCAAGGAACUGGACUCGGGCACUGAGAGCCUGGUGGACCAGCAUUUCCCCGAGGACCCCUUGCUUCUCACAGAGGAGGAAGAAGGGAGGGAAGGAGAGGGCAGAGGAGAACAGAAGGGGGCAGAGGAGGAGCGGGAGAAGGACCUGGAGGAGGACCAGGAGGACUUUGACUCCUUCAUGGCGGAAGCUCCUGCUGCAGAGCCCGUGUGCUCCCCCUUUGGGGUGAGAGAGGAGGCUGCCUGUGCCGGGCCCCAUGCUGGGAGAACUCAGAGCACCCCGUUCACAGGCCCGUUCAUCAGCGUGGUCCUGUCAAAGCUGGAGAACAUGCUGGAGAACUCCCUGCAUGUUAACUUGCUGCUUAUUGGGAUCAUCACGCAGCUAGCCAGCUACCCCCAGCCACUCCUGCGCUCCUUCCUGCUCAACACCAACAUGGUCUUCCAGCCGAGCGUACGCUCCCUCUAUCAGGUCCUCGCGUCUGUGAAAAACAAGAUCGAACAGUUCGCCUCGGUGGAGAGAGACUUCCCAGGCCUCCUCGUCCAAGCCCAGCAGUACCUGCUCUUCCGGGUGGACGUGUCUGACAUGACCCCUGCCGCAGUAACCAAAGAUCCCAUUCAGGAGGCUUCCAGGACAGGAAGUGGCAAGAACUUUUUGGAUGGUCCCCCACGAGUGCUUCAGCCCUUCCUGGCCAACAGAGCCAAGGUGGUAGGGGCACCCCCAAACCUGCCCCUGCCUGUGAGGAACACCAUGCUGGCCGCUGCGCUCUUCCCCGAGUUCCUGAAGGAGCUGGCUGCCCUGGCCCAGGAACACUCCAUUCUGUGCUACAAGAUCCUGGGUGACUUCGAGGACUCCUAUUGUUAGCUUUUUUUAAAAAAAAUAUUAUUUUAAUAGAGAUUCUUGUAUUAUAAGGUUAGAGUGUCUUGACUGAAUGUUAAACGCAAAGCUGCUUAUCAGAAACUUCUACUUUGAUAUUUCCUGACAAUACUUGAUUUGCAGGGAGGGGAUCCUCACGCGUCUCCUCUCUGGCCGGGUCUUCCCACCUACCUUAUGGAAUGUAAGUCUCCUCAGCUGAUGGCUCCCUUGGCAGGUUUUCUUUGCUCAGUUCUUCCUUCCACUCGUGGUUGUCAUUUCCCAUCCCUUUGAGUUAUGCAGUGUGGAGCUCAGAUGGCACCAAGCAAAUAUUGGGGUUCUGUGAUCUCCAGGGACGCCCAGUGGUAGAGGGCUGGCUCUUCGGCAGCACAUGAAGAAGGUGCACCUGCAACUGCCCAGAUGCUCCUCCUGCUGACGUUUGGCUUCCAUGUUGUAAGAGGGGAGAAUAAAGAUGGAGCUCCCCUCACCUCCGUCACAUGAGCACGUCAUGUGUCCCUUUGAAUUUUACUUCCAGGACUUGUAUUCUCUCAGCAUGUAUUGCCCUAUGGUGCAGGAAAAGCCCCAGCCUCAGCUCUCUGCCUGGGAAGUCAUGUGUAGGUGGAGAGAAUUUGGAAUGCAGGGAAUUCUUUCUUGUUGCUCGAGAGUGGUCCUUAAUUGUCGCCAUCACACUACCUAAACACUGAUGAUAGCCGUUUUUUGGUAAGAUUUGCACAGAAUGACAUCUGCCUGUGCAAACCGUGACACUGGUUUUUAGGAGUUGGAGCAGAUGAAGAAAGAGCAUCUCAUACCUGACACAGGAGGAUGAUGACAUUGUUUCUCAAAGUGUUUUAUGAAAAAUGUUAACUUGUGAAGCUGUUCCUUAGCAGGCUUUUUUGGGGGGAGGGAGUAGAGUUGGGGGGGCGCAAAAUAUAAGGGCAAGCUAAAUACAGCCGUAAAGAUGCUGGUCUUUAUUUUAAAUUUUUUGCUUUUGCUAAUGCGUUGCACUUUAUGGGUGUCAGCAGGCACCGAGCAGCCUGCUUUGGGAGCUGCAAUGUAAUGCAAACAGGUCACAGGGAGCCCCUCGAAGCCAAGCGUCUGCUGGUGGCUUGCUCUGCACAGAGCUGGCUUGUGAGUAAUGGGCAUCAUUAUUGGCCCCCUGUGCUGCACGAGAGUCUCUUGCUACUUCUCCCCUGCUGCAAGAGGCGUGACUGUCCUCAGAGCCAUGGCCCCCGAAGCUACCACCAAGAGGGAGAUGCACAGUAAUUGUGGGCUGAAGAUGCAACCAUCAGCAACUGGUAUUUAUGGAUGUUAGAGCCCACACCCCUCUGCUUUGGGCCCAGUUCUACAGGGGAGACGCAAGUGAGGAUGAGCCUCCCUGUUUGGGGGGAACUUGAAAGGCCUGACUCCUUCUGUUCCCUUGGGGUAUCUCUACUGAGCCCUGCGGGCAUCCACAGGCCCAAGGCUUGUGCCUCCAGAGCACCAGUUUGUCUUAAUCUGGCCCCUUGCUCAGGAAGAGUGGAGGAGUUAACUGCAGAGGAAAGGGGGCCCUUUUGUGCUUCAGGGAUCUGGAAGCAGCGCUGUAUGGAGAGAGUGGAGAGGUGGCCCGUGGGAUGAAGCCCAAGGCCACCUGUCCCAGCUGGGUGAGCUGGUGAGCUGGUAGGCUCCAGCUGGGUCAUGUUUCUAAGCAGAAACGAAGACGCCUGUUCACGGCACAGUUCUGACUUCGUGUUUGCUGCCUUGGACGGUGGUUUGCCAGCAUGCUCUCUGCUUCCUGAGGCCAAGUUGUAUUUUGCACAGUCCAAAAGUCUCCAUCAGGAAUAGAGGUAGAGAAGGAGGACCAGCUAAAGAUGGAAUUUAAGCUGUCAUUUAAUAUCCUUGAACUUUGUUUUGCAUUGAGUAUUUAUCUGAUUUUUGGACUCUGCAGGUCACAUACCGCUGAAGCGGAAAUGGCAUUCUUGGGCUUUUGGGUUUGACGCUCCUCCCUCUCCAUUGGUGGCGUUGAUUCUAGAGUCUGUAUUUCAUUAUGGAACACCGUGGCCACCUCUGUGGAAGGCGCCCAUUGGCAAAGAGCCUUUGUGCCUUUUUUUUCCCCCCCCAAUAUGUUCACAGACUUACUCUAAAGGAGGACAGAGAUGGCUGGAGACCAGGAUGAGAGACAGGAAAAUUUAAUUUCUCAUGGAAACAAACUUCUAUGAUGGGAUAACUCUCCCUUGCUUCCCUGUUUGGAAUUGGAAACUGGCUUGUUUCUGAACCCACUGCAGUUCUUCUUCUGACGGUUAUAGUCAAGGUUUUAUAAAACGAAGUAAACUGACUGGGGCAUAAAGCAUCAGAAAACCCAUGUGGCUGAGUGACACAGCCAGGAAUGGGUUAUUCAGGGAAUGGUGUACACAGGCCAAAAGAAAAACAGCAGGGGGCUGUGCUAUGAACAGAAGAGCAGAUCCUGAGAGAUGAGAGACGUGAGCCUUGUUCCUGGAAGGCGACAGAUAGCAGGCCGGCAAGGAUAGGAGCUUCUUGGUGGGAAAAAGGGCUCAGGCAGUGAAGUAGAAUAUUCUAGUUCUAAAUUAAUUACAUAGGCAAAGCCCUUAAAGUACACUUUUUCUUUUUUUUUUUCUUUUUUUGGUAAUGGAUUUUGGGGAAAAAAUUUUAGAUUUUAAAAUGUGGCCCAGGGGCAUGGGUCCUAUGACAAGCCCCCCAUCAGCUGCUGAUGUACUUGCUGAAGAAACAAUGGGCACAGCCGCAGCCCAGGCUGGCGUCACCGUGUCUAGCCCGAUGCCUGGGCAGGGAAGGCAAGUCAGGGAUUCCUGGAACAUCACAUUAGCCUUAAUUCAUAAUUCAGGGUCUGAUUUAGCGUUCUCAACCAAGGGAGUUUUAUGGUUCAAAACAUGUGAGACUCCUGGGAUAUUUAAAAUUGAUUUUUGAAAAUGACCAGGUAAAUGUAAAAUUUUAAAUAAAUUUCAAUUUACGUUUAGGCUAAAACAUGGCUUCAUGGGGGUAAAUUAGUUUCCCAGCCAUGAAAUGGAGAAGCUGGGGUUAGACGUGAUCUUCUCCAUCACUAAAUACUUCUUUCCCGCAGUAUUUCGAGGCCUUGUGAAAUUGUACCCAUUUUGUUCAGCACUGUUUUGGAAGACACCUUAACUGGCUGAGGUUGGAAUUGAUGUCUGUCACGUGUUGGGAUGACACGCUGUACUUUCACAGGCCCUCAGCAGGUGGCUUCUCUUUAAGUCAGAUGUAGUUAUUUUCAAUCCACUGAGACAUCCGGAAAGCGUCCUCUUGUGACGAGAAUCUAGAAACAGGGUAGGUGGCUAUCUGGGUCACUUAUCUAUCUGGACAGCCAGUGGUACUCAGGGCUGGAAGUUGUUGCUCCCUCCGAGCCCCUUGGCUGCGGUGGUCCUGCAGGUUGUUUCCAGAUCUGGAAGUUGAAGGUUGUGUGUGGGCUGCCCGUUCUGGAUGGGUGGGGAAGCACUGCCCCAGGAGGGUGGGACCUGCCACCAGCGUGCUGUUAACCUCUGUGUAUGCUCCAGGUCUCAUCCAGGGCUGUUCAGUUUAAUUGCUACUUACCAGCCCUCUGUUUACUGAAACGGCUGUCACGCUUGCCAUUUGUACCAGUUUACUGCAGGACAGCUGUUACUGCACGUGCUACUUCAAGCCACUGGCCCAGGCCAGUGUGAGGUGUGGGUUGCUGUGAACCGCAGCCAGCUCUGUCGUCUUAGCUUUUGCUGAAGCAGUGGUCCUCUGGAGCCUGAGGUCACACCAGCUUUGAGCCACUGAGAAGCUACCCUGGUCUCUUGCCUCAGCCUUCAGUCUGUAAAUCACACAAGCAAAUUGCCCAUCAGUUUAAAACAAUAUGACACACCGGUUUAUACUACACCCUGAAGCCAAGUCAGUGAGGAAACGUUUUAAGAGAAUGGUGUUGACUUUUAAAAAAAUUAUUCUUCUUUUUGAAUGGCCAUCAUAAACCUAAUGCUUUAGAAAAAGCUCUUAUAAGACUGAGAAUGGUUUUGGGGAUAAUUUUGCUUCAGUAAAUCCUCUCUUCGUUCAGGCAUUUUAUUAGGUCACUGCUUGUUUUGGAGCAGAGAUUAUCCUGGCAGCUCAUUAACUGGAUAAACAGGGCUUCAGCAAGGAUUUUCAGAGAGGCUCUUCAGGGAAAAGAAGGACCAGGACAAGGUUGGGGGAAGCCGUCAAAUCUUUAGCCUUUUGCUCUCAGAACCCCCCAACUGAUGAUUUUAGAUAUGCCUGCCCUUUCCUAUCCUGUGGGUCACUGUGAAUUGUGUUCUUGCCUUAAAAGAUGUGGGUAAACCGAACUGUCGCUCACACAAGUAACCAGGGUUCCAUCAGAUGAGUUCCAUACGCAUUUCAGGCAUCUUUGGGGAGUUGAGUUACAUUAUCACUUCAGAACCUGACAGGUGAUGGAAGCUCCUAGGCCAGAUUAUAAAUUCCAUGGAGCUGAGGCUGUGGGAGUCUGUGCUGCUGACAUUUUGCUGGGACAAGUAAGGCCCACCUGUAACUGGGACUCUUGUCCUGCAGAUGUUUUUAAGGAGGGAUAUGGUGUUCUUACGUUUUUGCCCAGUCAUUUGACUAAAGGAGGCAACAAGAGAGUUUCAUUCAGAUACCUCCCAAGCCACAGUCCAGGUCAGCUCUGCUGACGAUCCACAGUGCAGCUGCAAAACCUGCAGCAGCCCAGACCCGCUCCUGCCUUGGCUAAUGGAGAGAGAACGCUACCUUCCAGAAACAGCAUUUUUUCCUCCCCAGUAGCCAGUGUGUGGAGUCCUUGAAAUGAUGGAGCUGAAUUCAGGUGAAAUGAAAAGUACAGUAUUGUGGGUGAUGGCCAUACGCUGCGUUAACUGGCCACUGAAGGUGUUCGCCUUCAGAAAUUUCCUGGCUUUCUUCCAGAUUAGCAAUAACUACUUUAAAAAAAACAAAGGUGGCUGGGAGAGGGACCGCGGCUAAAACGUCCUUACCUUGGUGUAAUGAUCUCAAUUUUUCCAUGUACACCCUGAGAGGAACACAGGUCUAUUUAGAUGUCUGAGGCAAAAAGCUGCAUUCUAGAUCCAGAACUGAAAAUCCUAGGAGUUGGCAGCCUCUUUCUCAAAGGGGCCUUAUAAGGACCGUCCAUUAAUUUGUUUUCCAAAUUAGAUGAACUCUUACUGAACACUCCCUGUGCAGGGUCUCCUGGGGGGGUCUCCUGCCCAGUGCCGGCUGACACUGUCCCUUCCCACCAGGACCAACCAGCCAGCACCGGGAAACAGCAGAACACAUGGUUCGGGUCUGACCAGGUGGAUCUGGUUCAGGCUGUUCUGGGCGAGAGCCAGUUUUCCAGCACAUUCUCCUCCCAGAGGCUCCUCAGAGCCUUAGCAUUAUACACCCCGCCUACAGGUGUGUGCAUUCCAGUGACAGAUGGCAAUGGCUUCAGCUAUGGCACCAGCUCAUACAUUUUAAUGAGAUUUCCCCUAAAUGGUACAAACAGAACCAGUCUAAAUUCACACUCACGCAAGAAUGUAAAAUUGUAUUUCACUGAGGCCGUGAAGGAGCGCAGCCGCACUUGGUGAGUUCCUCAGGGUGUUAUGUAAACAUCUCUUUCCAAUAUCUUAGGUUCCGAUCUCAGCUGUGCCAUGCCCCCCGCCCCCACCCCCCAGUAUCACUGAUGUCAACGAAGUGUGGUUUUCAGGAUUUCAGAAGUUGACAUUCCGAAGGACAGGCAGUUGUCGGAGGUGGACAGGAAUUAGCCUUGUCACGUGGCAUUUUUCUCUGGGAAUAAUCAGUCCACGGGCAGUUUUCACUUGAUGUAAUAGUUUCGGUGUCUUGACUUGACAGCACCCCUAUGUAAAUCACCCCCAUGAUUUGAAACGAUCUGGAAAGAUCUUCCAGUGCUUUCUGUAAGGCUUGAUGACCAAGAAGUCAGAACUUUUGGUAAAAAUGGAGUCUAUAAAGUAAAAUGAGCUUUACUAUUCUUAUAAAAUAAAGGUACUGCCAGAGGAAAAUCUCAGAGCAACCAUGCCCACCUGCAAUUCAGAGACUUGCAGAGUGAGUAGGGGCUCUCCCUUUCUCUCUGGUAGAGGGUUAGUGAGAAUGACAGACCCAGCAGUGUUCAGUAUUGCAACAAAAUGUGGGGUAGAUGGCUUCCUGGGCGAGGAACAUAGUCUCUUGUUCUAAGCCACUGAUUAAAAACAUUUUUUUCUUUAACAUGUUAUCUCCUUUUGCUUGUCUCAAAGCACACAACUGGUGUCCUCUGUCCCUGCCUUUCCUGGCUGGGCAAGAGGGCACUGUUCACUGCUGAGAGUCCCAAGCACCUGUCUGUGGGCCAGGAACCACAGUGGCUCAGCUGGCGUUGCGCAGGGGUUGGGAGCCCACCUUUCUGCCCUUCCCCAGUGGCCCCGGGACGGCAUUCCCCCAGUAACUUUUCAGUUCUUAGCAGACCGGGGAACUCAUUUGAAAGUCAGGACCUCCAUAGGUUUCCUUCCUGUGCUCAGGUCAUAGUUAAGUACUUUUAAAACAGCAUUUGCAAAACUGGACUUUCAGGAAGCACGAAUCCAAGGUACCAGGCAUGUAAGGAACAAAGUGGCAUCCAGUGCAACAGAGAAGUAGCCUUCCUGUCUCGGGAGCACAGGCCACACAGCCUUCACCACCCGACUGUCAGCUACACCUCAACUACUGUUAAAGGUCAGGGUUUUGAUUUAAUAGUUUAUAAUCUUACUCUUUUCAUGCAAAACAAAUCAAUGUUACAGCCUUUAUCUUUUUUGGUCACAGGUUGGGGGGCUUGUUGACUAGACAAUCUUUGAAGUGUAAGUUAAUUUUUAUCUGAUAUUUCAAUAUAUAUUUUAUUCAUUAAAAUUUAUUUGAAAAUGUC